AUGCGCCUGUCUUCAGCCCUCUCGAUCUUGGCCCUCGCCGCCUCCGCCCUCGCAGUAGACUGCGAGGAAGUAACGCCCUACGGGGAUUCCAUCACGCAGUUCGAUUUCGCCAGGUGCGAGACAUGGAAAUGGGAGUCUGCCCGAUCGGGUACCAAGGUCGACAUCCAGGAGGACUGCCGGUUGAGUCAGCGCUGGCCAAACGAGCUCCCCGUGUCGUACGUCUGCAUCGAGCCCAAAGAACCCAAACAAGGAAAGAAAUGUUUCAAGACGCCCAACUCUGUUGCCGAACCGUGCACGAUCCCUCCUAGUCACUGUGCUAUUGGUAACGUUUGGGGUUGGCCUUGA
Messenger RNA from Colletotrichum destructivum, 345 nucleotides. RefSeq lists its product as uncharacterized. The record is from RefSeq and is a predicted model, not a curated record. Bases 1 to 345 code for a protein of 114 amino acids. The transcript has a single exon. Lineage: Eukaryota; Fungi; Ascomycota; Sordariomycetes; Glomerellales; Glomerellaceae.